ACUGACGGAUGAUCGCUAAAUAUAAAUCUUCGUAAUUGUUUUGCAGCCACGUUGUUUAUAUGCGAGUUUACCGUAACGAUCUAAACUCAGCUGCUGACUCAGCAAGUCAAAUUGUAUAAAUAAUUAAAAUAAUACUAAUACUACGGGUGUCGCUGCAGCGACAGUGGAAAGAUAGUGCUGUAGACAAUAUAGUGUCGCUGAAAUAAUAUUGAUCCCUUCUUUGCCUCACAUACAACAAUGGCAGAGAAAACAAGCUAUCUUUGUAGCUACAAGAAGUGCAAUAAAAAAGAGACUAUAACAAGAGGAGGUUGCAGAGUGGAAAUAAAGUCAUUUGAGCCAGCACAGACAGGAUUAAAAGACAAAGAUGCCUUGGUGAAGUGGGGGGAUGCUGGCGAUGCCAUACUGCAUGAAGAAUGCUGGCGAAGUCUGGUCGCCCAAAGCAAAGCUGCCGCGUCCCACGCCUCCGCACCAAACACCAUGACCCAAACUGAGGUUGCCAUGGUAACAGAGGCAAAGAAGACGGCAGAGUAUUUUGACUCUGAAGAGAAAGUGAAGUCUGAGGCGAAAAGAGUGGCUCACAUGCUGAGAGGGUCCAGCCAUUGUAUUGCGUUCACAGGAGCUGGUAUUUCCACGUCAGCUGGUAUUGGGGAUUUCCGUGGCAAAAGUGGGAAGUGGACAGAAAUGGACCGAGCUAAAGUCACAGGGAAAGGUGCUAAGAGCAAGGGUGGUUUCAGGUACUCAGACCUUCGCCCUACCUAUACCCAUGAGGCUCUGGUCAAGUUGAUGAAGAUGGGAAUAUUGAAAUAUGUGAUAAGUCAAAAUACUGAUGGAUUGCACAGGCUGUCUGGCAUUCCAAGAGAUGGAAUCUCGGAACUUCAUGGGAAUGCUUUCCAUGAAAAAUGUGAGGAUUGUGGCACCAGAUACGAGAGACCCUCUGCAUCUCGCCUGGCAGGCGGAGUUCCCAAGGCAUGUGAACACUGCAGAAUUAACCAUAGAACAGGGAGGAUGUGUGAGAGGAAGGGUUGCCAAGGUUACCUGAUGAACACAAUCAUCAACUUUGGAGACAACUUGGAAUCCCAUGUCCUCAGCAAAGCUGUAGAACAUGCUGAGAAGAAUGACCUAGUUCUGUGUCUGGGGACCACGCUGAUGGUUUCCCCAGCUAACAGUCUGGUGGAGAUGGGGAAGAAACCAGUGAGACUUGUGAUUUGUAACAGGCAGCCCACGCCUAUGGAUGCCUUGUGUUAUGAACCAGAUGUCGCCAACGGUAGUCAGGUCGGUUCCAGGGUGUUUGGAGACUGUGAUCACUUGAUGAGAGAGGUCAUGAGGUGCAUUCUACCCCAGGAUGCAUUGCAGGAAUGGGAAGAUGGGCGGGAGGAUCGGAUGGAAGAAUAUAACAAACAAAGAGAGUGCUGAGGCGAUGGAACAAAAAAAAAAAACUGUCAGCUUUUAAACUUGGGUUGUGGAGAACUGAGUAAUUUUUGUGAUUUUUACUACUAAAUACUUUUCUAUUAUCUGUGAUGAAGCUGAAUUAUACAUUCUGCUAAGUGCUUGACACCACACCAUGUAGUGCAGCAAUGCGUGUACUAGUACAUCGUUAUCAAAAUUCUUUAUAUUUUGCUUUACAGGUACAUUAUUUUUAUACUAUAUGUUAUGCCAAUUUGUUUGAAAUCAACUUGGUUUGAUUUCAGUUGAACACGUACAGCUACAUGUUCCUCGUUUUUGUAAACCUUUUGCAGAAAUCCACAAAUAUAUCUUUUAUCGAAUCUGAUUUU
Messenger RNA from Lingula anatina, 1772 nucleotides. Its product is annotated as NAD-dependent protein deacetylase Sirt6. Gene Ontology annotation, biological process: negative regulation of transcription by RNA polymerase II. The record is from RefSeq and is a predicted model, not a curated record. NCBI's taxonomy places the organism in Eukaryota, Metazoa, Brachiopoda, Lingulata, Lingulida, Lingulidae. Gene Ontology annotation, molecular function: histone deacetylase activity, NAD-dependent; NAD+ binding; transcription corepressor activity. Gene Ontology annotation, cellular component: nucleus.